Myotis daubentonii (Daubenton's bat) is the source of this 2940-nucleotide messenger RNA. RefSeq lists its product as uncharacterized. Gene Ontology annotation, molecular function: transmembrane receptor protein serine/threonine kinase activity; ATP binding. The record is from RefSeq and is a predicted model, not a curated record. Gene Ontology annotation, cellular component: signaling receptor complex; plasma membrane. Lineage: Eukaryota; Metazoa; Chordata; Mammalia; Chiroptera; Vespertilionidae. Gene Ontology annotation, biological process: cell surface receptor protein serine/threonine kinase signaling pathway; cellular response to growth factor stimulus; protein phosphorylation.
AUGGCCCUGCGGGGCUAUGGACGCUGUGGGCGGGGCUCCGGGCAGCACCCCGCCCAGGGGCGGGGCCUGUGGCUCCCGGGCAAGGCCGCCGGGAGGCCGUCCCCGCCCCCGAGCCCGGGUCCGCCCAGCGGGUCCUAUAAAGGGAGGCGACGGCCGCCCGCCUGGCCCGCCUGGCCCGCCGGGCUGGCACCCACAGGCCGCGUCCGCCGCGGCGCGGAGCGCGGACCCUCCGCCGACUGGAAGCUGCGGCAGAAGGAGGGGGCGGCCACCGCCCGGGCUCCAGCCUCCGAAGUCGCCCCGGCCCGAACCCCGGCCUCCGGCGCCGGCGCUGGGCCCCCGGGGGACGAGCUGCACGCGGCGCUGGAGGGCUACCGCCCCGCCGAGCUGUGCCACGCGCUCGCCCUGUUUAGGGGGCACCCUGCCCCGCCCGAAGGGAAGCCUGGAAUUGCUCAUCGAGACUUAAAGUCGAAGAACAUCCUAGUGAAGAAAAAUGGCAUGUGCGCCAUUGCAGACCUGGGCCUGGCCGUCCGUCAUGAUGCAGUCACUGACACCAUUGACAUUGCCCCAAAUCAGAGGGUGGGAACCAAACAAUACCUGGCCCCUGAAGUGCUUGAUGAAACCAUUAACAUGAAGCACUUUGACUCCUUUACUAGUAAAUGUGCUCGUAUCUAUGCCCUGGGGCUUGCAUAUUGGGAGAUUGCUUGAAGAUGCAUUUCUGGAGGUACUUUUCUCUUCUGCCUUUUCUUGCUCCUGCCUCCCAGUCUAGGAUGCUGGGUCACCUGAGGAUGCUGGUGUUCUACUGCCUCCUUUCUUUUUACAACCUGUGGGGUGCCUAGUGACAGACUCCAUCAACCGCAGCGUUCUCAUCAAAUAUGAGGGAACCCUGGAGGUAGCUGUGCGAAGAAGGGUGUGUUCACUCUUUGGACCAGCUUCUAAAGUAGUGCUUUGCAUUGUGGUAAACAUUCUGGAGGCCUAUUUGGCUUUUUUAAAUUUUUAAACAGAUUGUUCUUGUUGGUCCGGGAGAUUGCGAAAGUCCUGGCAGGAAUAGCAUGGGACUACUGCAGGCGUCUCCUUGAUACAGGAGGCAUUGUAUGCGAACACACUGGCUCUCAAGCUGCGGCUCCUGGGGAACAUGGGUUCCAUUGACAAAUUGGUAGUGGUAAAGUCUCAAUUUGUAGGACAAAGCUUACCAGUGUGUAGAAUUUUCUCAAAAUGAGUUUUUCUCUUGUACUUUUUCUUAGAUCUUUGGAAUUUGCAACUGCUCACUCAUGUCAGAAUCCAGUACAAGGUAGUAUCAGAUUUAGCGGAGAACAUUUCUAUCCUCAGCUUAGUACAUCAGUAUUUUACAAUGACUUUUAAGUAUGCUGCCCUCAAGCUCAAGAACCACUGGAGCCCUGCCCUCAGCCAUUUAUCUUAAAUGUAAGAAAUUCCAGGUCAGGGGGAAUGAAUUAAGUGAAAUGAAAUGAAUUAAAAAGAACUGGUGAGUCUUCCAGCUAGACCCCUUUCUGUGUUACUGUCUUUUUCUAUCUAUGAUAUUUUUGGUAAGAUCCAAAUUAUGGAGAAGGCACCCAGGUGUUAUUCAUAGAAUUGUACAUCUAAAAUUUUGAUCCUUAUCUACAGAAAACAGAUUAAGAAAGUCUGGCCACACAGAUCUUAAACUGAGUAAGUUAAUACAUAGAGUGACGGGAGCACAGAUGAGGUGCCGAGGAAAGGACAGGCCCCUGCCCUCCAGGGGCUCCCUAGCUGGAACAGACUAGUAAAUAGAUAAUGACCAUGGACUGAGAUAAGUGCUAUGAUAAGGGUAGACACAGAAUGCUCUGGGAACACAGGACAAACAAGAGGUUGGGGUCAAGAGAGGUGACAUCUCAUCUAUUGUGGAGCAGGCAUUGGCCUGCUAAUUAAGGAGAAGAGGGAGUUUUAGUCAAAAUCAGUGUGUCACCAAGAACCACAGAUGUUCAGUAUGGCUAGUGCUUGUACUAAAAAUUAGUUAAUAAUCUUUAACACAUUUUUCCUUUCUUUGUAUUCUCAUCUAAUAUUUAUGAACAUGCAUUAGUUUUUAAUUACCCAAUUAACACAUGUGCAUGCUUGUAAAAGCUCAAAAUUGCAAAGUAUAGAAGGUAAAAGUUACAUAGAUGAACACAUGCUUCGUUUCUAUAGAGUUGUAUGUGUGGCUUUAUAUUUCUAUUUGUUUCGCUUAUUUUGUAAGUAUUUUCCUUAUCUUUAAUCAUCAUUAGUUUCAAUGACUGCAAAAGUUCCAAUUACUUUGUGUCAUACUAAUUUAGCUAUUCCCCUUUAACUGUAUGUUUUUAUUUCAUUUUUAACUAUUGUGUAAUGUUGCUAUAAAUAGAAUAUGUAUAGGUAUAUGUAUAUUUCUUCUUUUGAAUUAUUUUCUUAGAAUAUAUUUAAUUGUAGUGAUUUCUUUACAGAGAUGAACAGAAAUUAUAAAUUUACCAUUCUAUGGAAUUUAUUGUUUUGAGGAUAUGGUCUAAAAAUGUUUGCAAAUCACUGAUUGGUUUAUAACUCAGGAAAAAUUUUUUCUAAGCUGAUUUUUAGAGAGGGAGGAAGGGAGAGGGAGAGAGUGAAACAUUGAUCUACUGCCUCCUGCAUGCUCCCUACCAGGGACAGAGACUGAACCCGGGCAUGUACCCUAACCUGGAAUCAAAGCAGCCACCCUUGGGUGAAUGGGAUGAUGCCCAACCAACUGAGCCACACCAGCCAGGGCUCAGCAAAAAUGUUAAUGUCUCUACAGUGAUUAAAAAUUAUAUUAAAUGCACCCUGGCCAGGUAGCUCAGCUGGUAGAGCAUCAUCCCGACACUCCAAGGUUGCAAGUUCGAUCCCUGGUCAGGGCACAUACAAGAAUCAACCAAUGAAUGCAUGGAUGGGUGGAACAACAAACUGAUGUCUCUCUCUCUCAUAUCAAUAAAUUAAAAAAUUAUAGUA